Molecule: messenger RNA, 1895 nt
Organism: Silurus meridionalis
Lineage: Eukaryota; Metazoa; Chordata; Actinopteri; Siluriformes; Siluridae
Gene: caps2
Product: calcyphosine 2
Exons: 15
Coding region: 128-1600 (490 amino acids)
Source: RefSeq, a predicted model, not a curated record
UUCCGGACUUCGUUACCCAGAAUCCCUGUCGGUGCUGCUGUUCGGCUCACGUGCGAUUUGUUGGGAAUUAAAUCUAUGGUAACGCACGAGCGCUUCGGUUCCGCUUUGUGCGGCUUCAGUUCCGGUCAUGAAACCAGCGCGGAACUUCCCCCGGUUCCGAUCCGGAGAGAGACCGAGACAGAACCGAGCUCCAUCCCGAGAACCUCGACCCAAAGAAGUUCCGGUUCUGGAGCUGGACAAACUGAGGGACAGGGAAGAUGAGGACGCUGGAGUUAUUCCUGUAGCUGGAAAUCCAUCAGUCAUGGUGUCAGGGAUGAGCUGGGGUUCAGCUUCCUCCUCACACACACUGCAGGAUUGGAAUGUUGGCACAGCAGUCACACAUGACGGACGAGUCUCAGCAUCAGCAUCUUCUCAGCCCAGCUACAGAGAGAUGACCUUCAGACCACCCAGUGUUUACAAAACCAAUACAGAACCACCUUAUCUGAACUCACACACUUUUCCGGAGCUCCUUUACAGACAUGCAGACGCCGGGCACGCCCGCCCCAGGAAACUGGAGGCUGAGGGAGUGACGAUGGAGAGGAGACGGCAGGCCGUGAUGGAGCAGGUGAUGGUGGACCAGCUCUCCAGAGCCGUCAUUAGCGACCCGGAGCAGAACCUUGCAAUCUCAACAAACAUCUCAGCUCGUCAUAAGAGGACUUUACACCACACCAUAUGUGGGCGUGAGGCAUGUCGAGAGCUGAUUGGCUUCUACUUCACAUGUGAUCAGACACUAACGGUGUACGAGUAUCGCAGUUUUGGGAAGAACAGGUGUAAUGCACUGCCCUUUAUUGCACGUGGUAUUUAUAGGACUCGAGGGAGACCAUACUGUCUCUUUGACAUCUCUCGGGGAGCGAAUCUGCGCUUCAGUACAGACGGCCCUCACGUCCCCGAGAACCUGAGACAGCGGCCACAUCUCACUGUCAGAGUAACUGAUGUGGACGAAGAGGCCAAGAGUACACUACUAGCCCAGUUUGGGGAGAGGGAACCUCAUCUCUCCGAGGAGGAAAUUUACCAUCGGAAAACUCUGAAGGUCAUUCAAGCGUCUGUUCGUGAGCGGUUAAAGCAUCGAGCGAUCCGAACUCUGAUUGGUUUGGGGAGGAGGAUACAGAGUCUAGACGUGCAGCAGAAUGGCAUUGUGGGUAAAGAGCAGCUCAGAGAGUGUCUAAUGGAGGAGCUGAGUCUCAGUCACCAGGAGGUGGAGGUCAUGUGGGGGAUGGCGGGGAUGCAGAAAGACGUGAUGGUGGACAUUGCAGAGACUCUGUGUGUCCUGACCGGAGACAUGAACGAGAGAAGAAAGGCCGUGUUUUUAAAGGUUUAUAUUAAACUCGACCCAAAUAAAUCCGGUUCCGUGUCUCAGACUGACAUCGAGAAGUUUUACUGCGUUAAUCAGCAGCAGCAGACUGAACAAGGAGCAGGAUUUGAUUUCCUGGAGUGUGUGUGUGACCCAGGAGCUAAACAUGUGUCUUACGCAGAGUUUCAGGACUAUUACGAAGGACUGAGCAUCGAAAUCCCCAAUGACCAGGUUUACAUCAACAUCCUGAGUAGCACCUGGAAUAUUUAAAUGUGUGUGUGUGUGUGUGUGUGUGUGUGUGUGUGUGUGUGUGUGUGUGUGUGUGUGUGUUAGUUGGGGUGGGGGUUGUUGCUGUUUUUAUUUUGUAUUGACUGUAGUCACAAAAAAAUUCUUAAAUCACAUUUCUGUGUUUUUUUAAUUCUGGUAUUUAAUCCACUGAGACGUUUGUGUUAAAAGUCCUUUGGGAUCAGAUGAAUCUUCUGUUGCUUGAUGUAGAAAAGUGAACACAAAUCUAUGCUUUGCUUUAUUUUUACAUAUCAGUUUAUAAAAUCUGGAUGUAACAGCA